AUGUCGUCUAAUAAACCAAAAGGUGUCAUUCCACCAAUUAACUGCAUAUUUAAUUAUUUACAACAACAAACUACAGUUACCUUUUGGUUAUAUGAACAAACAGGUAUAAGGAUAAGAGGUAAGAUCAGUGGCUUUGAUGAAUUCAUGAAUAUAGUUAUCGAUAAUGCUUUAGAAAUACCCGUGGAUAGUAAAACGAGUGUUGAACUCCUUGAUAAAAGUAAAAAACUAGGGAAAAUAAUGCUGAAAGGUGAUAAUAUAACGUUAAUUACGUCUGUGGAAGAAUAA
Maudiozyma saulgeensis is the source of this 285-nucleotide messenger RNA. The record is from the annotation of a GenBank genome assembly. Lineage: Eukaryota; Fungi; Ascomycota; Saccharomycetes; Saccharomycetales; Saccharomycetaceae.